Messenger RNA from Auanema sp. JU1783, 630 nucleotides. NCBI's taxonomy places the organism in Eukaryota, Metazoa, Nematoda, Chromadorea, Rhabditida, Rhabditidae. The record is from the annotation of a GenBank genome assembly.
AUGGACGGGGAUGAUGGGUUUGAUUACUUAUUCAAGAUCGUCCUCAUUGGAGAUAUGGGAGUAGGAAAAACAUGUGUUGUUCAACGUUUUCGAAAUGGAACUUUCGUAGAUCGGCAAGGCACAACUAUCGGUGUAGAUUUCACAAUGAAAACGUUGAUCGUUGAUGGGAAGCGUGUGAAACUUCAAAUUUGGGAUACUGGAGGACAAGAGCGGUUCCGAACCAUCACCCAAUCCUAUUAUCGCUCCGCGAAUGGCAUUGUCCUAUGUUAUGACAUUACUUGUAGGCAAUCAUUCAAUAGCUUACAAAGAUGGAUUGAUGACGUGUCCAAGUUUGCCGCUCCGAACGUCGCAAAGCUACUCAUUGCAACUAAGUGCGAUUUGGAAGAACAGAGAGUAAUAACAGCUGAAGAAGCCGAACACUUACAAAGGGCAAAUGGUAUGUUCUCCACUAUUGAAACAAGUGCGAAAGGUAACUUGAACGUGGAAAAUGCCUUUCUCGAGCUAGCCACCAUCUUAAAACGACAAUAUGAUCAAGGCGGUGCACAAGAAGCCAGUAUGGAUACUUUCCGUCUCGGUGCUGGCGGAUCUACCCCAGUUGGCAAUCAAUGGCAGCAGUGCUGUCGUUGGUGA